AGUACAAAAACAUAUAUGUAAGUGCAGGACUUGACAGUUAUUUUCCACCAAAAAUGUUUUUCUCCGAUGUCAAAUAAAAACACUGAAUGCAGUAAUGGGAUCCCAAACAAUGUUUUGACCUGCUAUUUAGACCUUAUAGAGCCUAUUUUGGUGUUUCACAAAGCUUGACUUUAUAGGCUUCGAUAAAACAUGUAUCCACACCCUUUUAUAACAAAAUCAAUUACACAGUUCCCAUUAGUCAUCCAUUCAAAGUUGCUCCUUUAUUGUAGGCUUAUGAAAUAUUAUACGAUUGUCAAUAAUGCUGCAUUUCUCUCUAGUACAUACAUGUUGUUUGACUUCAUACACUAUUUGACGAAUGUUAAAUGUUGUAUAUACAUUCCCUUUUGUUUUUGCAUACAUCUAUUUCGUAUUACCUACAUGCUUAUUAAUCCAGCUUGAGUAUUCAGAUCCACAUGUACGAGGUGAGUAUAUUAUCAUUCACAGCUCAGACCCGACGAUCGCUGGAUAUAUUUUAUUCACAGAGAACAUAAUGUGGGAACGUGUUGUGUCUGACAUGUGAAGCGUCGGCUUGCAGCGUGACUCGGAGCGUCACCGGCGGAAGGUCACGGAGCGGCGGAACGGAACGGAAGCGGGAGUAAAAAAAAAAAAAAAAAAAAAAAAGCCCUCAUCCGCCAUUGUGGGAAAUGACACAAAGUCGCCGUCUGUAGCAACGAGAAGAAGCGGAUCGUCGUCGGCUCCGAACCCGGGAAAGAAGAAGCAGCAGCAGCAGCAGCAGCCGUAGCCGUGUAACCGUUACAGAGCGACCGGACGACCCGAGAGACGAGGCAGGGGCUGCGGGUGGUGGUGGUGGAGGAGGAGGGGGGAGAAGCCGUGUGUGGACAGUCUCACAAACAGCUCUCGGUUUCGGUUUCCUGGAGGAUGUCUGCGACCACAGUCGAUCAGAGACCCAAAGGACAAGGAAAUAAAGUGCAAAACGGAUCAAUGCAUCAAAAGGAUGGUGUUAACGAUGAUGAUUUUGAGCCUUAUCUAAGUGGCCAGACAAAUCAGGGUAACAGCUAUCCGCCAAUGUCUGACCCCUACAUGCCUAGCUAUUAUGCUCCUUCCAUUGGUUUCCCUUACUCUCUCGGAGAGGCCGCCUGGUCCACAGCAGGAGACCCCCCCAUGCCGUACCUGACCACGUAUGGACAGAUGAGCAAUGGCGAGCCGCACUUUAUCCCCGACGGUGUGUUCAGCCAGGCCGGUGCCCUCGGGAACACCCCUCCCUUUCUGGGCCAGCAUGGCUUCAACUUCUUCCCUGGUAAUGCAGACUAUUCCACCUGGGGUACCAGUGUCUCUCAGGGUCAGUCCACACAGAGCUCCGUCUACACCAACAGCUAUGGGUAUGCCCCCAGCUCACUGGGUCGGGCCAUCACGGACGGACAGGCUGGCUUUGGAAGCGACACCCAGCUUAGUAAAGUCCCGGUGCUGAACAGCAUUGAGCAAGGCAUGACGGGCUUAAAGCUGGGCACGGACAUGGUGGCCGCCGUCACUAAAACUGUGGGCUCCCCCCUGGGGGGCACAGCAGGAAUGAGCAGCAUGGCAGCCAACAGCCUCCCUCCGUCUGUCAACUCCUCUGCACCGAAAGCCGCCUCCUGGGCCGCCAUCGCCAAGAAGCCGGCCAAGCCGCAGCCUAAGGUCAAACCCAAAGCCAACAUGGGGAUGGGGGGAGGUGCCAUUCCCCCACCCCCCAUAAAGCACAAUAUGAACAUUGGUACUUGGGACGAGAAGGGCUCCCUGAAUAAGCCUCCGUUAGCUCAGAAUAUGAUGCCCCCGCAGCCCAUGGUGCAGCAGCCUCUCCUAGCUCAGCCCCAGCCCUUACUGCAAAACCCAUUGCCUCCUCUGCCUCAACACCACCACCAUCACCACCACCCCCAGCACCACCACCACCCCCAGCACCAGCCCCAGCACCAGCCCCAACACCAACAUCAGCCCUUCCAGCUUCACUCCCUCCAAUCCCCCCAACACCCCCAGCCUAUGCCCCCUGGCCAUCCACACAUGCACCUCUCCUCUCAGCCCGGCCCCCCGCAGCACCUCCAUCAGCAACCACCCCAGCAGCCUGGUCCUCCCCCCAACCGCUGGGUGGCUCCCAGGAACCGCGGCGAGGGCUUCGGUCUGGGCGGGGGACUCCCACUUAGUGCCUCCCCUUGCUCUGGAGAGGUGCAUCCCGUGCUGGAGAAACUGCGUGCCCUCAACAACUACAACCCCAAAGACUUUGACUGGAGCUUGAAAAAUGGCCGCGUCUUCAUCAUCAAGAGCUAUUCCGAGGACGACAUCCACCGCUCCAUCAAGUACUCCAUCUGGUGCAGCACAGAACACGGCAACAAGCGGCUGGACGGCGCCUACCGCUCGCUGGGCAACAAGGGGCCCCUGUACCUGUUGUUCAGCGUCAACGGCAGUGGGCACUUCUGUGGCGUGGCCGAGAUGCGCUCCCCGGUGGACUACAAUGCCUACGCGGGGGUCUGGUCUCAGGACAAGUGGAAGGGCAAGUUCGAGGUGAAGUGGGCAUUCAUCAAAGACGUGCCCAACAACCAGCUGCGACACAUCCGGCUGGAGAACAAUGACAACAAGCCAGUAACCAACUCCAGGGACACUCAGGAAGUGCCUCUGGAAAAGGCCAAACAAGUGCUUAAAAUUAUCGCCACUUACAAGCAUACCACCUCAAUCUUUGAUGACUUUGCACAUUACGAGAAACGUCAGGAAGAGGAGGAGGCUCUGAGGAAGGAGCGCAAUAGAAAUAAACAGUAACCUUCAAGCAAGCUCUCCGCUAGAACUGCAACACUAAUGAUGUAGGACCUUAAAUAAAUUUUGCCUAACCACGAGGAGGAAAGGCUCUCUCAAAUCUUUCCGCCGAAGACGACAAUGUAUCGGAGUACUUGAACAUGACGAUAGAUGGACUCAUCCGUAUCCGUUGGCUGGUGUGUUCCUGUCUCACGAGAAAAAACGAACCCACUUUAGAAUUAAAUCUGUCUUUUAAAGCACUUUCAAUCCUCCUAAACAGCCUCUACCAGUACCCUUAACUCUCUAAUCUUUGUUAUUCUUCUUUGGUUUUGUUUGGGAGAAACUAACUGACUAACCAAAGUUGUCAGAAGAUUUCAACGGGCUUAUUUGUAGUUUUCUUUUCAUUUUGUCACGCCUCAAAAUGGGAUAUUGGUGAAGUUCAUCAGCUCCUGAAGAGAAUUAAAGAUAUGUAUGAUUUUAGUCUUUACCUUGAAUCUGUAUUCAACCAGCUGAUCCGACUCCUCAGACGGAGGUUUUGGAUGAUUGACAGGUGGGAUGAAAUAAUUGGGAAACAGCCACAAUCAUGCCAAUCACAGGAUGUAUCCUCCUUCUACCUGUUCCCUUCUGCACCUGUUUCUGUGUACCAAAAUAUUACUAUUAUGCAGAAGGCGGGCAAAACAACAAGCCAAUGCACAUCGUAUUAUUUUCGUUUUAUUUGUUCUCCCUCUCUUGUGAUUCUGACAUUCUGAAGUGCAUUUGUCUGAGAAGAAACCUGCUGCUCUGCUAGAACUAGUGCAGGCCUCCUUGGGUCCUGUGGGUGACUGUCUUUGCUCUGGUGUUGAUGUACUGUACCUCAGGCUCAAUCAAGACUGUCUGUCCUUAACAACUAAGCCCUUUUGGGAGAAUACUCACACUAACGCCCUGUCGUUGCCGGGGGAUUCCCCCCAAAACACCAACUGCAAGGAUGUGACAGUUUUCUCCUCUAGGUAACUCACUAGCUAAAUAAAAAUUCUCCAUGUUUAGCGCAAACCAUGCUUUUUGUGUUUUUGUGUACUCAUUUGCCUCAGAAAUGUGUGCAUUGCUCCAAUGCUUCACACAGUGUCACACACACACACACACACUCAAACGUGAACUCUCCUAUCUGCAUAUGCGCCUCUAAAUACAUCCGUGUAUUUACAGUAGCAGCAGCUCCAUGUCCACAUCUGCUUUGCAUUGCAGCUCAUUAGUGUAGAAUGUGUUGGUGCCAAAGGGGGUUGGUUUGACUAUAUGGUAAAAAUGUUGUAGAUUAAACUGACUUGGGAGGCAGACCUGCCGGCCCAAAGGUAGUUAAUACGAAAGUACAACUACAGGGAUUAGAAUGAUUAACGUACGGGUGACGUAGGCAGUGGUGGAAUGUAGCUGGAGUACAUUUACUGUACAAAAGCACAAUUUUUAGGUCAGGGGACUUUGCUUGAGUGUUUACUUUUUGUUAAAUUUCUGCUCCACUAUGUGUCAGAGGCAAAUGCUGUACUUUUCACUCCACCACAUUUGUUUUAUACUUACUUUCCGGGUUAGGGUUUAACUAAAAUACCUACAGUAACUGCAAAACUAGUUGUUUCCAGCCUUAAAGGCGGAUGACGUUUCCCAUUAAAACUUCUCAGAAAGUUUCCUUUAAAUGAUUCAAAUUUCACAAGAAUACAGAUAUUAUAAACUAUUCCAAAUAGAGACCAUCGUGUUGGUCCAGGCAGCCUAGUGAUGUGGAGGCGAUUACCCCUUUGCCACAUCCGUGUGUCCCUCGCUCUGAUCACAACCAUCUUUGAUCUCAGUUCAUUUUGACCUUGACAACACACCUGUAAAGUUUCGUGACUGCAUGAUUUAUUUUAAACCGUCAGAAACUUUGUAUUAUUACUUGAAAUACAAUGUGAUGAUAGAAUAUGUGGAAUUUCCUGUUUGCUGUUUUAAAACAUGUAUGUAUGACGUUAUUUCGAUUUAGUGACCAGGGCAGGUAAAGAUAGUACAGUAAUCGUAGACAGACUUUAAAGACAUGUUAGACCUAUAAAAGAAGACAUUACGAUAAAACACCUAAAUGCAAAAUUAUAUGAAUAAAAUUGUUAUGAAAUACA
This is a messenger RNA of Pungitius pungitius (ninespine stickleback), 4859 nucleotides long. RefSeq names its product YTH N6-methyladenosine RNA binding protein F3 (gene ythdf3). Lineage: Eukaryota; Metazoa; Chordata; Actinopteri; Perciformes; Gasterosteidae. Gene Ontology annotation, cellular component: cytoplasm. Bases 919 to 2784 code for a protein of 621 amino acids. Gene Ontology annotation, molecular function: N6-methyladenosine-containing RNA reader activity; mRNA binding. The transcript is spliced from 6 exons. The record is from RefSeq and is a predicted model, not a curated record. Gene Ontology annotation, biological process: mRNA destabilization.